Messenger RNA from Haliotis rubra (blacklip abalone), 2527 nucleotides. RefSeq lists its product as uncharacterized. Gene Ontology annotation, biological process: positive regulation of transcription by RNA polymerase II. The record is from RefSeq and is a predicted model, not a curated record. Gene Ontology annotation, cellular component: nucleus. Gene Ontology annotation, molecular function: transcription factor binding; RNA binding. Lineage: Eukaryota; Metazoa; Mollusca; Gastropoda; Lepetellida; Haliotidae.
CUGGAACGUGUGACGUCACAUCAUCAGCUCAUGGCCGACGGAAGGUUCGGGGUGGAGGAGCUGUGAGUUUGAGGUAUACUUUCACCUACUUUCUCCAAGAAAAUUAAACAAUAAGGACGCCAGGUCGUUCUCAGUAUACUCCCUGGUUGAAAAUAUGAUGACCGACACUGCUGAGGCCUUGUUUGGGUUAGAUCUACCUUUCUCUGAAGACUCAAACAGCUCAGCUUUUGACAUCCCCUCUCUAGGUAUUGAAGCUGAAGAUCUGUCCAGCUUACUGACCCAGUUUGAAGAAGCAUCACAGUCAUUAGAUGGUACAGCAACCCCCAGAAGCUGAACCUGAACCAGAACCGACGCCACCAGUUAUCAAAGCAAAACCUGCCCAGAUUAAAGCAAAAGAAUGCAACAGUCCAGCUAUUACCCCACCAGCCACACCACCUCCAGAGGUCCUGGCCAGAAUCCGGGCCAAGAGGAAACGUAAACUAGCCAUCAUGCUUCCAACCCUACUCCCAUCCAAACUGAAAGGCCAGUCGCCGGGACAAAAGCCAAAUUUAGCCUCCCAGGCUGAACUGAAUAACAAUGUAACUACCUCUCAGGUGGUGUCAGACAUACCGUUGGGUUCUGCUUCACCGAAACCUGACGUCAACAGUGACUACUUUGACCAUAUAUUUGAUCAUGAUUACUGCGUGAACUCUCCUAUAGUGUCUCCUAAACAAGACAAGGUCGACCUUGACAAGUUCGACUCCCAGUCUAGUGGCUACGUCUCCCCCGACAUCAUAGUGAAUGUGGAUGAACAUGUGAAUGAGGUGGUUAUUGAUGCUGGGGACACGGGAGAAUUAAACAGCGAUGUUGUCUUGAGUCAGUCAGUUGAGUUGGAGGAUGGGGAAGUGCCUGAAAGCCCCAUAGCCAUCCCAACAGAACAUAGUAAAGAUUCCAACACUGGAAUAAAGAAUAGACAAAUGAGUUCAAAACAAGUGACAGGUCAAGAAAAAAAUUAUAGAAAACGUGGAAGCCCAGGUCCUGAUUCUGAUCGGUAUUUCGACAAAAUUCCUGCAUAUUUCACAACGUUAUCAAAGCCUGUCAAACCACCAAAGAAGGAUAAGCAGUCUGAUCAACAGAGUGGCAUUCGAAGGGAGGACUUCAUAGCUAGGGACUCGUCACCAUCAAGAAAUGAACCUGGUGUUUUUGACAAACUCCCUGCUUAUUACAGUUGUUUUACGAACAGUACUCGCUACGACCAGGAUGAACAUGAGACUUAUGACUUGGAGGACUUGGAUGCUUACCCAUGUGCCAAAAAACCCAGGAAGCAGAGCUCAUCUAGGUCUCGCUCUAGGUCAAGGUCACAAUCUAGAUCAAGGUCAGGUCAUAUUCAAGAUCAAGGUCAAGACAUCGUUCAAGUCGUCGAAGGCAUUCUUAUUCAUCAGCAUCUCGAUCUUCAAGUAAUUCUAGCAGGUAUUGGAUGCUUUUUCGAGGGAAUAUAUUCUGACUUUAGGAUUUCUUAUGACAGGUCACGGUCUAGAUCCAAGUCCACGUCUAGGUCCAGAUCAAGGUCCAGGUCAUAUUCACGUUCUAGGUCUAGGUCAAGGUCAAGACCAAGGUCACAUUCUUAUCGGUCAUACAGGUCCCGUUCCCGAUCUCGUCGCCGUUCACACUCAAGGUCUCGCUGCCGAAAUAGCAGUUGGGCAAGGUCUCGGUCACGGUCAAGGUCAUUUGAGAGAAGACGCAUGGCACGUCAGAGCAAGAGGGAAGAAGAGAAGAAUAGGCAGAUUGAGGAGAGGCGGAUUGUGUAUGUGGGGAAGAUACCCGAAGGCUACACAAGGAGGGAACUGAGGAAGAGGUUUGGGAGGUUCGGGGAUAUCGAGGAUGUCAGUGUCCACUUCAGGGAGUAUGGUGACAAUUACGGAUUUGUGACCUUCAACUACACUUGUGAUGCUUAUGCUGCAAUAGAACAAGGCAAUAUGAUUCCUGGAGAGAAGCCGUUUGACUUGUGCUUUGGCGGGAGGCGCCAGUUCUGUGAUACAGAUUAUGCUGAUCUAGAUGGCAAAGCAGAAGCCAUUGAGGAGUUUACGCCCUUGCCCAGCGAGGGGCCUCUGGACUUCGACCAGCUUCUGAAACAAGCUCAGUCCAAAAUUAAAAAGAAGAGGUGAUGGACGAGUCCUGUGUGCUGUGCUGGAAGAAAGUGUGAUGGCGUGCUGUGCUGGACACUGCCUUUCUGUGAUUUCAUUUUUGCUGAAGCCACAAAUAUCCUCGGAAGUUAAUACGUUUUGGACGCUAAUCAUAAAUGGGUGCUCAAUCUGUUGUCCUUGUUUACUGUAAACAUAUAAACUGAAUGUGUGGAGUAUGCUUUUGACAUAUACAAAGUGUUUUCAAACAGGGUAGAUUGUCACGAUAUCUGUAUGAUUAUGUUUAGGUUUGUCAAUGCAAUUUAUUAAAGUUUUGUGUGGAAUAUCUUAAAUGUUCAUUCAUGCUGCUGAGGUUAUCAAUCAGGGUGAAGUUUGGAUGUGCAGAUUUCGUAUGCUUUGAGCUGGUU